Messenger RNA from Astyanax mexicanus (Mexican tetra), 2079 nucleotides. RefSeq names its product zinc finger protein 239-like. NCBI's taxonomy places the organism in Eukaryota, Metazoa, Chordata, Actinopteri, Characiformes, Acestrorhamphidae. Bases 422 to 1315 code for a protein of 297 amino acids. Gene Ontology annotation, biological process: regulation of DNA-templated transcription. The transcript has 2 exons. Gene Ontology annotation, molecular function: DNA-binding transcription factor activity, RNA polymerase II-specific; RNA polymerase II cis-regulatory region sequence-specific DNA binding. The record is from RefSeq and is a predicted model, not a curated record.
UUUUGGUUAUUAUUGUGCACGUCACUUCCUGAAGUCACACUUCACACUCCUGCUCAGUAGGUGGCGGUAAUGCACCAACAGCUGGUCCGCCAUCCGCCAUAAACCUGAAAGAAGAAGAAGAGUCUCUGGUUUCCUCUUCAGCAGUGUAUGAUAGGUGGCAGUAUGGAACUAGUUUUGGAUCUGAAAACCCGCAGAAACAGAAACUGGAGCUCCACGAGCUUUCAGCUAGUAAUUCUGUAGAUCUGAACAGUUCCAGUCUUCACUGUGGAUCAGCGGAGUCCGUUCUGAGAAAGAAAUGAUCAUCAGUUAGAUGGUUUCCUGCUCCUGGUGACAACUUCCCAAUCUGUUAGAAAUUUAUCUUCAGAAAUACUCAACCAAAACAGUUCACAAACAGGAUAAACUACUUAAACAGGGGAAGAACAUGGAAUCCAGAAAAAUGUCCAUUAAUCAGCCAGCAUCCUCUCCUACUCCUCCCAAACAAAUGCAGAAAAGUACAGGCAAGAAGAAAACUCACCAUUGCUCAGACUGUGGGAACAGUUUUAGUCAACUGAGUCAUCUCCAACGCCACCAGCGCAUUCACACUGGAGAGAAACCUUAUUACUGCUCAGACUGUGGUAAAAGUUUUAGUCGUCAGAGUACUCUCCAACGCCAUCAGCGCAUUCACACUGGAGAGAAACCUUUUUACUGCCCAGACUGUGGAAGGAGUUUUACUGAUCAGAGUUAUCUCAAAAGCCACCAGCGCAUUCACACUGGAGAAAAACCAUAUUACUGCUCAGACUGUGGAAGGAGUUUUACUGAUCAGAGUACUCUCAAAAAUCACCAGCGCAUUCAUACUGGAGAGAAACCGUAUUACUGCUCAGACUGUGGGAUGAGUUUUAGUCAACAGAAUACUCUCAAAAAACACCAGCGCAUUCACACUGGAGAGAAACCAUACCACUGCUCAGACUGUGGAAAGAGUUUUAGUCAACAGAAUACUCUUAAAAAUCACAAGCGCAUUCACACUGGAGAAAAACCCUAUCACUGCUCAGACUGUGGGAGGAGUUUUGCUGUUCAAAGUGUUCUCAAAAAACACCAGCGCAUUCACACUGGAGAGAAACCGUAUUACUGCUCAGACUGUGGGAGGAGUUUUACUGAUCAGAGUUAUCUCCAAAAACACCAGCGCAUUCACACUGGAGAGAAACCAUAUUUUUGCUCCGAUUGUGAGAAGAACUUCAGGUAUUCUGGUAGCCUGAAGAAACACAAAUGCUCUAAGAUCAGUAAUGGAACAGGGUUAGGUUUCCAAAAACAUUGUAAAGGUAAGAACUUAACUAGUUAACUAGUACUUAAGAUCGAUCGCUAAUUAAAGAGUGUUUUCCAAACACUUGUGUGACCCAAACCCUUUGUGGUUUGACCGAGCGCUCUGUUUUGGGGGAGGAGUCAUCAAAGCCAGUCUUUGAACUCUUUUGUUAAUUUUCACUUUGUAGAACCCUUGGGGAAACACUUACAGAACUGGCUUGUUCUUUUCUCAUGUCAUGCGUUACUUUGUCAGUUAUUCAUGAAGAUUGAUUUUUGGGAAGUUAGAUAUCUUCACUGUGAGGUGUACUCACAUGUGUUACCAGCUAUUUAGACAUUAGUGGCUGUAUGUGGAUUUAUUUUCAGUGGACAGUAAAUCUAUACUGCUCUACAAGCUGUAUACCGCCUACUCUAAAUUAAAUCUAAGUUUCAUUUUUGUAAUGUCGUUCCAUUAAAAGAUAAAAGCAUUUCACCUACAAAGCUGUAACAAUUAUUGUCAUCAAUUUCCAAAUGUUUAUUGAGUGUUGUUAAAAGGAAAGGUGAUGUAACAAAGUGGUAAACGGGCCUCAGUUCCAACUUUUUUGGAGCGUGUUGCUGGCUCAAAAUAACUGAACAUUUGUGAAAACCAAGUUUAUCCUUUUGGAUAUUAAAUAUCUUGUCUUUGAAGUGUAUUCAAUCGAAUAUAGGUUGAAAAGGAUUUGCAAAUGUACAUUCUAUUUUUCCAUUUUGUUUUAACCCAUACAAUGUAUAUUAAAAUACAAAACUCUGUAUGUUGUAGUGAAUUACUCAAAUAAACUGGAAAAACAA